Lactuca virosa is the source of this 426-nucleotide messenger RNA. NCBI's taxonomy places the organism in Eukaryota, Viridiplantae, Streptophyta, Magnoliopsida, Asterales, Asteraceae. The record is from the annotation of a GenBank genome assembly.
AUGGAGAAGUGCUCCUUUGCCCAAACUGGGGUAUCAUUUCUAGGGCAUAGGUUUGUUGACGGAAGGAUCCAUAUGGAUGAAAGCAAAGUACAAGCCAUCGCUAAGUGGGAGUCGCCUAAGAAUGUAUCCGAGCUACAAUCAUUCUUAGGCCUAAUAAACUACUAUCGCAGAUUCAUCUCAAGGUACUCGUCUAGAGCUACACCACUAACCGACCUUCUAAAAAAGAAAGUAAAUUGGGAAUGGACCCAGAAGUCUCAAAGAACAUUUGAUGACUUAAAGAACGCAGUCACGAAAUUACCUGUCUUGAAGCUUCCAGACUACUCCAAACCCUUCUUAGUACAAACCGACACAUCAGACUUUACGAUAAGAGUUUUCUUGAUACGAGGAGAGCAUCCGGUGGUCUAUGAAAGUCGGAAAUUUGAAUGA